UACCUGUGCUGUCACUCGGCUCAGCGGUAUUCUACGCAAGAAAACAAAAUGGCGGCAAAUUUGGAGGAUAAAGACGACUUCGAGAGAAUGUAUGGUAUUCUUUUUAAGUUGUACACUGAGCUUGAAAAGGCUUAUAAACAGUGUAUACUGAAAAGACAAGUCACUGAGUGUUGUAUCAGGCAAUGCCGUAAACUUCUAUCACCCUGGUCAACUGGUAGUGGUGAUGGCACCUCAACAUCAAAACAAGGAAUGACUACAGAUAAUGAAUUAGUACCUGCUGUCCCAGUAUCACCUGAACAAGAAAAGCAGCAAGCUCCAAACCCUGAUAUACAAGCUUUGGAUGAGAUCCUUGCCAAGGCACAGCAAGCAAGAGAAAUCCAGAAAAAAAUCGAAGAGAGAAGUGCUGAGAAUCCUAAGGACAGAAAGCGCCUUACUGCAGAUCCAACUAAAUCAGAAAAAGAGCUUAGAUUCAAAGGGACUAGAAAACCCAUAGCAACUAGACCAUCAACAUCAGGGCUACAAAGUUGUGUUCAACCUGUUGCUAUGGCAGCCAAACUCUCAUCCACAGGGCGCCCAAGUAGUGCCAAGCAUGUUGCUAAGGCAACUAAGUCUUCUAUCACAGGGCACCCAAGUAGUGUCAAGCCUGUUGCCAUGGCAACUAAACCCUCAACCACAGGCAGCCCGGGUAGUGUCAAACCUGUUGUAAAACCUGUUGUAAAGCAACCAGUGUUGAUGAAAAAAGAUAGGACAAAGCAGACACCAAUGAGAACCACGUAUGGUGCAUCAUAUGGAAAAAAAGUGAAUUCUAAAGGAAACGCAGAGUCGGGAAGCGGACAGUGUAGCGCCAGGGAUUACCUCAACACAGUGAUUGACAGGGGAGGGGGAAAGGCGGCACCAGUUCAACAAAAGGAAACCAGGAAAUUACUUGUCCCCAAGCAAAUUCCUGUAGUUCAAGGACUGCCAAAAGACGUAUCACCAGCUUCUAUUUGUGACCAAAGUUCAAUGGCUCAGAGCUAUAGAGAUAACUCUGGUAGUGACCCAUGCAUGAUGAAUACGAGACCACUGGAUGAUCACGGGACGGGGGAGAUGAGUCCGAGACAAGAGAGGCGUUAUGUAUGCCAAGAAAUUUCUGAUUCAGCAAAAACUAGACAAUCUUACUCGAGAGAGGAACAACAGAAUGUGGAAAGUGAAAGGACAAAUAAAAUCAAAAAUGAUAGUUCAGAAAUUACUGAUAAAUUAAAAUAUGGGUUUAAUUCUAUGAUAGAAAAAAAUCAAGAAACAAGUAUAGCUGCCAAAGGGGAAAAACACUUUAGUCUCCUAGAGGACGGCCACUCUUUGACCAUACCCAAGAAAUAUCGAAAACUAAAAACAACGAAUAUAAAACUCUGUGAGCGAGCUGAACAAAUGAUCUUGGAAUCAUAUGACAGCUUAGAAAAUACCUCGGAAACAUUUACUUGUAAACUUGAAAAAACGUUCGCUGAACGUUCGCCCUAUGCCACGGAAAAAGAUCGGGUUUCCCACAUGGAUCUCAUGAGAGGUUCUAGUAAGUUGCUUAAGGAGCAUGAGCUACUGUGUUCAGUUCUGGAAUCCCUUAUUCACCAAAGUGAGUCGAUAUCAGAGGACUGCAAUUCGUGGGAAACUGUGUACAAGUGCUAUUCAAAAUGGCAGCAUAUGCUACGUCGAUUCCGUGAGAUGCAGAAAGAAGCCCAACAGUUGCUUGCUGAGGAAGAGUUUGUCCAGCGGAGUUGCCCAUGUGGAACAUGUGCAGAAUUUACAUUAACGUCUCCACGGAAGCCUACUUCUGCGGAAGCAAAAUAUGCUGAGAGGGGCGGGGUGAGGUGUGUUUUGUUACAUCGUUGGUUACCCACCGAGAUGUUGUCUCGGAAUCACGUGAACACCACGUGCUCAAGAAGACGGGAAGUGACAUAUUCAAACCACAAGGAGCUGAGAAGUUUAAACCAAUUACUCCAUGACGCGCAGCUGUUAUCUCUUGAGGUCCAUAUCCAGGAGCAUGCCGGGAAGGCUCUUAUAUCAUUGCUACGCAACCUAGACACAACACUCCCGCUGUACGUUCCGCUCUACCGUUUGUUCUAUGGUCUGUUGUGUCAUCAAAGCAAAGGGUUCCCGUCAAUGGUCUUGGACAUCUCCGGUGAAUGACCCAGGUAGCCGGGAUACCUGUGUUUACAUGAAUAACUAUUGACCAAUCAGCUAAGUAUAUUUCAAAAGACAAAAGGUAUAAUUAUGUAAGAUAUAUUUUAUCUGCUCUCAAAAGAGUUGUAUUAAAAGACUAAAGGUUAAGUUGUGUGUAAA
Nematostella vectensis (starlet sea anemone) is the source of this 2310-nucleotide messenger RNA. RefSeq lists its product as uncharacterized. Lineage: Eukaryota; Metazoa; Cnidaria; Anthozoa; Actiniaria; Edwardsiidae. The transcript is spliced from 10 exons. Bases 49 to 2157 code for a protein of 702 amino acids. The record is from RefSeq and is a predicted model, not a curated record.